CGUCAGUCAGUUUUAUGUUGACCGUCACUCACUCAAGCCGCAUCACAAAACAGCCAUGAGAGUUUUGGUAGCAUUGACGUUGUGUUUAGCUCUAGCCUCAACGGCGCAGGGAAGUUCCUUCUUGGACAGCCUUAAAGAUUCCUUCUCACACAUUGGCGAUGCCUUUACUCAGACUUUCCAUCAGAUGGGACAGCAAGCCACAGAUGUUGGCAAGCAACUCCUGAACCAGGCUGCAGAACAGGGAAAACAAAUACUGGGACAGACGGCUCAGAGUUUAUUGCUUGGGACCAUGAACGCACUUUCAGCUACGUCAGCACCAGCCACAAAGCGUGAGUUGAGUGCACUAACACAUCAACUUCAGCCUUACCUCGACAGCAUUGAUGCCAAGAGCCACGAAUUACAAGGUUUAUUCCAGGCUGCCAUGGGGAGUUUAGAGGAGGUUUCACACCACAUCACCGAACUCUCGCCUUCAGAAAUUGCUUCCAAGGUGGACAGUGUCAUCGCGUCCCACAGUCUAUUGGCUGAUCAUAUUCUCCAUGAUCUCCACUCCGCCUUGACAAGUCACCGGAGAAGAUCACUUUCUGAUACUUUGUCCGCUGUAGGAAACCAGAUCGUAUCAUUGUUUUCGACCCACAUUCAUGCUGUGAACAAUAUCCUGGACAACGCCGGAUCUCUCAUCAAACAAGAGUCUUCAACUGCAGCUGAAACCAUGACACAAACACUAGGUCAACUGACAGGCUCAUUGGCAAAGCAAGUAGCUCACAUGGGCGUAUCAGGUCACACGGUCAUCAACCAAGGCGCUCAGACACUCAACGCCCUCCAACAAGUCCUGUCUGGAGUCAUGCACCAAGAUUAGACCACCGUUCAGCUAAACGUACUACAUUGUACUGGCGUAUACUGGCGUAUAUAUCUUCUGCAGUACCAAGUUGAAUGUCAAAUUUAAUAUCACAACAUAAAUAAAAUACAUCAAACAACA
This is a messenger RNA of Pecten maximus, 976 nucleotides long. RefSeq lists its product as uncharacterized. Bases 56 to 856 code for a protein of 266 amino acids. Lineage: Eukaryota; Metazoa; Mollusca; Bivalvia; Pectinida; Pectinidae. The record is from RefSeq and is a predicted model, not a curated record. The transcript has 7 exons.